CAUACACGUUGGACCAAUGGCAGUAGAGAAUACGCGGAAAUGGGCGUGGCAAAUGUCUGGUCACGCGUUUCCCCGCUGGUCGACUCGAGUGCAGGAUUUCAUGCGGCAUCGAGAUGGAAGCUUGCAUCAUCUCUUGGAGGCUCUGACCCGAGGAGAUUCGGCCGGUUCGGAGAAUGUUCAGCUAUGGUGGUGAGGCACAGUGUGAUGACAGAGUUACAAGUCUUCCAGUGCUCAUUCCAGGGCAGCUCCCUGGCUUUGAGCCAAGUAGGGCAGCGUUAUGGAGAACGACAAGUCCAGAAUGGGAUCGUGUCAGAGGACAGGAAUCAGAUCACUCAAGUCCCUCCAGAAGUUGAGAAAAGUCAGCCUUUGAACAUCCCAGAUGCAGCCAAACGAAAGAAGAAGAAAAGGUCAAGGGCAAUAAACAGCACCAGUGGCACUUUCUAUGACCUCUACAAGCUGACAGAUGAGGUGCUUGGCCAGGGGGCAUUUGCCAAGGUCCAAGGAUGUGUAAGCCUGCAGAAUGGACAGGAGUAUGCCGUGAAGAUCAUCGAAAAGAGUGCGGGACACAGCCGCAGCCGAGUCUUCCGGGAAGUGGAGACUCUCUACCAGUGUCAAGGAAACAAGAACAUUUUGGAAUUGAUUGAGUUCUUUGAAGAUGAUACCUGCUUUUAUUUGGUCUUUGAAAAAUUGCGAGGAGGUUCCAUUCUUACCCACAUUCAGAACAGGAAGCAUUUUGAUGAGCUGGAGGCCAGUAAAGUGGUCCGUGACAUUGCCCAAGCUCUUGACUUUCUGCACACAAAGGGUAUUGCUCACAGGGACCUCAAAUUGGAGAACGUCCUUUGUGAAUACAUUGAUCAAGUGUCGCCGGUUAAGAUCUGUGACUUUGAUCUGGGAAGCGGCGUAAAGCUCAGCAGUGCCUGCACACCGAUAACUACUCCAGAACUCACUACACCGUGUGGCUCAGCAGAGUACAUGGCUCCAGAAGUGGUGGAAGUGUUCACCGAUGAGGCGUCUUUCUACGACAAGCGCUGCGACCUUUGGAGUCUCGGGGUCAUUCUGUACAUCCUGCUAAGUGGCAGCCCCCCGUUCACAGGCCACUGCGGCAGUGACUGUGGGUGGGACCGGGGGGAAACGUGCCGUACAUGCCAGAGUCACCUGUUCGAGAGCAUCCAGCAAGGAAAAUAUGAGUUUCCGGACAAGGACUGGGCUCACAUCACAGACGCUGCCAAGGAUCUUAUCAGCAAGCUGCUGGUGCGAGAUGCCACCCUGCGCAUUAGCGCCACUCAGGUCCUCAAGCACCCAUGGGUGCAGGGGAACGCACCAGAGAGAGGUCUUCCAACUCCUCAUGCCCUACAGAGGAACAGCAGCACCAAAGACCUGAGCCAGUUUGCGGCCGAGGCCAUCGCCUUCCACCGGCAGCUGUCGCAGCACGAUGAGCAGCAGGAGCAGAAGGAGGAGAAUGAAGACGUCCGCCCCAUUGUCGUUUGCUCCAUGAGGCUCUCUCCGCCGUCCAACUCCAGACUGGCUCGCAGGAGGGCGCAGUCCAACGCCCUGCGUGGCCGAGGCGGCGCAGCCGAGUUCACGGCCUGAAAAGAAGCCGCUCGCCAUCCUGCUUUCUGACCUCUUUCACGAUCUAUUUUCUCUUUCUCUUUGUGUCUGAUGGGCCAGCCUAUCAGAAGUGAUAAGUUGUGUUUUUUUUAUUUUUUUUUCCUGCUGCCUGUUACCUUAUCAUUUGCAGCAAAGUAGCGCUUGCUCUUGGAAACCACGGGGAAAUUCCGGACGUUUUAAAACUUUUUUUUUUUUUUACCAUUUUGUGACCGAAGGUUGCGUUUUUACUUUUUUCUAAAUGACAAUAGUGUAGCAGGUAAUUUGUUUGUAGGCAAACACCGCGCUUGAUUGCCUCAUAAACGCAUGUAGAAACAAAUAUUUUUUUUAUAUUAUUUUUUGAUUUUAUGAAGCUUUCAGUGUUCUCAUGUGAAGUGGAUUAUCUGGAUGUGUACAAUGAGCAAGUGGAGUUGUGACGUUUCAUUUUAAUUUCCAGACUGUGAAGAAAGAACUUUAAAUUACUUUUGUUUUUUUAUUUUAAUUUUAUUAUGGUGUCAUUAAGCGUUCUCACACACAAGUUACCUUUAGCACUGAUGUACUUUAAAAGUCUUAAAUGGAGUUUGGAAUCAAUACGAUUAGUAAAUACAUCAUGUUUGGAGCCCACUUUGCACAAGAUCAGGUGAUGAGGUUCUUAUUCUAACCUGAUAUUUUACAGGUUUACAGGAAAUAUAGAGGUUUCUUCAUUGGUAUUAAAGGGAUCUAUUUUUUUAUGUGCAUCUGGUUGAUCAUUCGGGCUUGUAUUCUCUGGUGUAGAUGACGAUAACGCUGACGUGGUUGCGGAACAAAGAUAACUUUAUGGUCAGCAAGCAAAUAUAAUACAACCUCUGCAGUCAAGACUGCAGUUACUUGGGAGGGAUCAGUUUGAAAAGGCUGACUGAUCUGUCGCUCUGAAAAAGGCCACCUCUCUUAAAUGCGUUUGGUUGAAAUUUGUUCAGGUCCACGUCUCCACGUCAUAAACUAUCCAACUCCCGUAGCACCUCCCAAUGAUCUCGCUCCUAAAAUCGAUGUGGAUCUAAGUCAAAUGAGCCACAAAUGGUCUUUUUAUGGGGUUGCAACCAGCAUCGUGAUCUCACACUGUCAGGAGUUGGUGGGUGUUGGUGCAUGGUUUUUACGACUCCACUUUAUUGUCCCCGUGGGUUAAGCUCAACACAUUUUCGGUUUAUGACAGAGUCGAAGAAAUGCGUUUUGACGUAUUGAUCGCAUACCUCGUGCGUUUCUGUAUCUUGUUUUUUGUUUUUCCUGAAUGUGCCAAAAAUGAUGUGCAAACUAAGCUUGGAUAUACAUGGGAAUAAUUCAAUGUUUGUUUGUUUGUUUUUAUAUCUUUGGGAGAACUUAGCUUUGUAUGUUGCAUGAAUUUGUGAGGAAGUCGGGAGUCCACACGUGAGUCCACAGGGUUGCCAUGGACACAACAUCUCUAUAGCAACGCUGAUGCAAGCGCCGGCAAAUCAAAAUCCUCUCAUGGGAUGUCCGUGUGUUCACGCCAUUAACUUGAGUGGCCACAAAUGAGAAAGGUGUUUAGUUAGGGAGCCCCUCCUCUGAUUUCUUUCUUUCGUCUAAUAUUUGUUACUGGUCUUGUGCACAAGGUGCUGAGGAUAUUUUUCGCUGACAUACUGUUCUCAAUAAAAGAUCCUUGAU
Syngnathoides biaculeatus (alligator pipefish) is the source of this 3240-nucleotide messenger RNA. RefSeq names its product MAPK interacting serine/threonine kinase 1 (gene mknk1). Gene Ontology annotation, molecular function: calcium/calmodulin-dependent protein kinase activity; calcium-dependent protein serine/threonine kinase activity; ATP binding. Gene Ontology annotation, biological process: peptidyl-serine phosphorylation; protein autophosphorylation; intracellular signal transduction. The transcript is spliced from 14 exons. NCBI's taxonomy places the organism in Eukaryota, Metazoa, Chordata, Actinopteri, Syngnathiformes, Syngnathidae. The coding region runs from base 40 to 1590 and encodes 516 amino acids. Gene Ontology annotation, cellular component: cytoplasm; nucleus. The record is from RefSeq and is a predicted model, not a curated record.